Messenger RNA from Schistocerca serialis cubense, 4245 nucleotides. Its product is annotated as alpha/beta hydrolase domain-containing protein 17B. NCBI's taxonomy places the organism in Eukaryota, Metazoa, Arthropoda, Insecta, Orthoptera, Acrididae. The transcript has 4 exons. The record is from RefSeq and is a predicted model, not a curated record. Gene Ontology annotation, molecular function: palmitoyl-(protein) hydrolase activity. Bases 341 to 1204 code for a protein of 287 amino acids. Gene Ontology annotation, biological process: protein depalmitoylation. Gene Ontology annotation, cellular component: plasma membrane; endosome membrane.
CGAAGUGUCUGUUACAGUGUUUUACAUAAGGCUAUAAAGAAAUACGAAUUGUUGGUAAAUGGUUUUGAUGCUAUCUGAAGGCCGCAACGGUAAUUAACAAAGUUGCUUCCGCGACCUACAUUACACUCAGACUACUACAGCGUUCCAACGGCAUUGCAGCGCCGAAUGCAAUGGCGAAUCCAUCACAAAGAAGGCUGUGUGUAGUCUGAAAAUCUGGUAUGGCUGUCUAAAACGGAAGAUGAGUCAAUACGAAGUGAAGUGCAUUGAAAAUUGAAUUGGAGAUAUCUCCGAACUGUGUCUAAUUUACGAAGUUUUUAUCACCAGUGCUGCCUGCAAGAAAAUGAACGGCUUAAGUCUCAGUGAGCUGUGUUGUUUGUUUUGUUGUCCUCCUUGCCCAACGAGGAUUGCUGCCAAACUGGCAUUCUUGCCACCAGAACCUACCUACAACUUUCAAGCGGAUGAAACGGGUUCGAAAUUUAGUUUGAAUUUGACAGAAAGAGCCGAGUGGCAAUACUCCGAGAGAGAAAAGGAAAAUAUUGAAGGUUUUUUCACAAGAACUUCCCGAGGAAAUCGAAUAGCCUGUUUGUUUGUGAGGUGUAGUACAACAGCUCGGUUUACAAUAUUGUUUUCACACGGUAAUGCCGUAGACUUAGGACAAAUGAGCAGUUUCUAUCUAGGGUUAGGUUCACGGAUAAACUGUAAUAUAUUUAGUUAUGAUUACUCAGGCUACGGGGUCAGUACUGGAAAGCCAUCGGAAAAGAAUCUGUAUGCAGAUAUAGAUGCAGCAUGGCACGCUUUACGAACUAGGUAUGGUAUAUCACCCGAAAAUAUUAUAUUAUAUGGCCAGAGUAUUGGGACUGUGCCAACAGUGGACCUGGCAUCGCGUUAUGAAGUGGGAGCUGUCAUUCUCCAUUCACCGCUUAUGUCUGGAAUGAGAGUCGCAUUCCCCAAUACCAAGAGGACGUGGUUUUUUGACGCCUUUCCUAGCAUUGACAAGGUUCCAAAAGUCACAUCCCCAGUACUAGUGAUACACGGUACAGAAGACGAAGUCAUAGACUUUUCACAUGGCCUUGCUAUUUACGAAAGAUGUCCACGAGCAGUUGAACCUUUAUGGGUUGAUGGUGCUGGCCACAAUGAUGUUGAACUGUACUCUCAGUACUUGGAACGCCUGAAGCAGUUUGUCUCUGUAGAACUGCUCAACUGACAACUACUGCCACCUGGUGAGGAAUCAGAACAUAAUGCAACGUCAACUGUCAGCUCUGCAACCACUAGUUCAGUGACUGAAAAGCUUCUCUAGCUAACCGACACACUGACAAAUCAGACAGUUGGCGAACUAACUAAUAGUCCCACCAGUCCUCAAGACGAAAAAUCUGAGAGUGAGCCUUCAACCAGUAAACCAGCUGUUCAGCCAGAGAAAUCUUCUUGUAAGUCAUCAGCACCAACUGCAAAGGCAACCACAGCAGAAACAGUUAGUACAACAGCAGUCAUAAAUGCUCCUUAUGAACUGCCCAGAGAGACUACUUGCUAAAAGUUGGUAUUAUUUUGUGUGUGUCUGAUGAACUGUACAUAUUCAGCCUUGGGCAGUUGUGCUGAUAAUGAAGAAUAAAUUGCCUAUCACAUAUUGAUUGCCUGAUAACGUUACAUAAGAAGUGAAUCCUAGUGCUUAAUAAAAAUAUGGGUUAAGAGGAGGUUAAUAGUUUCCAAAAAUUCCCCAUUGAUGUAUCAUUAUGGCAGGGAAAAUGUUAUUGUUUUACCAAUAUUGCAAUAUUACAGAAUAUAUAUGUAUAUAAAAAGAUAUAUAUAUAUAUAUUCAUUUUUGUGUACAAACAUUUGUUACAUCUUUUGUAUCGGUAAAAAAAUUGUGCGUUUAAUUAAGCAGUGUAUUGUGUACACGGACAUAAUCCAGGCAAGAAAUGACAUAAGUUAUCAAAGUGUGAUACAAGAAAUAAUAGUGAAAUCAUUCUCAGAAUUUGCUAUAUUUUAGAGCUGUACUUGUUUAUACUGAUGAUAUGCUCAUGUGCAAUUUUUGUUACUGUAAGGAUGACAAAAUACCAAGUGUGUGAAUGAGUGAUGUAGUCACUUCAUAGAGUAUAACAAAAGAAGAAGAAAAAUCACUCGAUGAAUUUACUUUUGAAUAUUCGUAUCGUGAGAAGUUCUCCAUAAUUUUAUAUAUAUUUGUGUGUGUGUGUGUGUGUGUGUGUGUGUGUCAUAUAGUGUGGUGCUCAGUUUUUAUGAGGAAAUAUUCAUAUUAUAAUUUAUUGUCUUGUGUGAGUUCACCAAGGAGAUUUCACACUCACGAUGUUAAUUAUAUUAAAUUAAAGCAGUAAACACCUUCCAAUAAAAUAUUUGUAUCUGUUAUUAAUAACUAUUCCUUCUGAUUUAUCAUGACAAUAGUUAGACCUGAACUAAAGAUACAGAAGACAGCUUUGUUCUCUUUACUUAAGACCCAAGUAAACUGAGUCUAUUUAGUUGUAGUUUACAAGUUGUUUUUUGCCCAGUGUGUUCUAUUCUUCAUAUUUUGGUUUGUGAGAUUUGUUAUGUUGGCUUAAAUAAUGCAUGGAUUUUAAAUGUAAAUCACAGAUAAUGUUGUUGUUCUAAUUCUUUAAGAAUGUUAUCUUUUGGAAAUUUUUGAGCAUUAUUGAACUUUUGCUAGCAAGACCAUAACUGUAUUUCCUCAGAAGCCUGACAAGAAGUGGGAUAAAUGAAGUUGAUUUGAUUUGUGCUCAUUUCUAUUGGAUGUUGUGCAAAAUUAAUUGUUCUUCCAGUUGCAGAUUUGUGCCUGUGUAAUAAACACACUUUUUGAGGGUUGAUAUUGACGUAUGUAUUCCAGCCCUAACUGCCAAAACAUUCAGAAUUGAAAUGUGAAACCAGAUUUCCCAGUGUUGUUUUUUUAUCGGUCCUGAUAAUUUGUUUAAUUUAUAUAUUAUUGUAAGUUCAUGUAAAUAACUGGAUACAUAAUUUCUUAGACUCUCUCUCUCUCUUUUUCUUUUUAAAGAUAUUCUUGUGUUUAGUGGUCAUAUGAAAGGUAAUCUGUCAUACGCAGACAUUUCAUUUUAUGUUGCCAUGUUUGAUACCACUAAAGGAACUACAUUGUGUUACACUACAUUUCAUGUAAUGAAGUGAUUCAGAAGAAGUUGGUCUCUCUGGUUGUACAUCUUGUUGUCACAUGUAUAUGCAAAAUGUUUUAUUUCUUUAAAAAAAAAAAAAAACCUGUUGUCAUUUGUGGUUUCAUGGAUUUCUUCUUCUGGUUGUGUGUGGUUUUUCUGCUAUGAUACAAAACUUAUCUUAAAAUAUCACUUUACAGUCAUGUUAACAAAUUGGUUUUAAUUAGCAUGAAAAAUUGAGAACCUUCAGCAGCUGAAGUGUUCAUCUUCUAACAUAGUUUUCUGUCAGAUUUUGUUUUAUUUUUGAACACUGUGCUAGUUGUGGAAUAGUAAUGCUGGGAAUUUAUAUUUACAGUUAAUGCCAGGAAAGUCACCUCUCACUGCAUUUGCAGUUCUAAAAACAGAUAGUUACUGUGAGGAGGUAAAUUUUUUUCCCUGAUUCUGCAAAACCUUUUAUUUUAUUCGGUUGAAACUUUGUGAUGACAAUGUAAUACUCAGUUUAUAGAACCUUUGUCGCAUGAACAGUCCCAUUUAAAUAUUGUUACUGUUCAAAAAGAAAAAAGAAGUGUUAGAAUGUUUUGCUGAUAUGAACCAGUUAUGUCAAAUGUCCUCCAGCUUACAAUGCUAUUGUUCAGCAUGAAACUUAAUCUUUGAAAACAAAAUAAUAAUACACCUAUUAAAUAAUAAAUAUGUUCUGUAGUUGCACUAAUGCUGUAUGAACAAAUUAGGCCAAAAAACCUGUGAAGUUAUUUGGUGGAAUUUUGCAAAAUAUGGUAAUUGUUUUACAGAGUUUCCUUGUUCUUAGUAAACUGAGUCAUUGUCAUUUAGCACAAUCAAUAAUGUGGAUAUAUUGACAGAACAAAAUGUGAUGUAUAGUUUCCUUUGGAAUAUAUUCAUAAAAGAAAGGUCAGCAAGUGGUUCAGCUGUAAGCAGUGAGAGGGAUGAAUGAUGUAAAUGAGAUGCUUAGUGUAUAUACUUCAUCGAAUGCAACUAUUUCUUUGAGGCCUCAUAAGUGGACCAGCAUUUGUGUAUUACAACCAGUAAUGUGUAAUGUGGACAAUGCUGAAUUUAAUACACUAUAUUCUGAAAAAUUCUUUAUCUUUUAACACCAAAAAUAAAAGGAAUACAUUAUUUCAGUGAA